This is a messenger RNA of Nylanderia fulva, 1344 nucleotides long. RefSeq lists its product as uncharacterized. NCBI's taxonomy places the organism in Eukaryota, Metazoa, Arthropoda, Insecta, Hymenoptera, Formicidae. The record is from RefSeq and is a predicted model, not a curated record.
CCGAUCAUAUAGAAUCAUCUGCGUGUCAGGGGAAGCAAAAUUUCAACCAUGUCCAAAUUCGCCACCAACUCACCAAUUUACGGAAGCCGCGACCAGGCACCAGCAUCACCGGAAGAGUGCAGGGAGCACUAUCUGUUCCUGUUGGAGGUGUUCGUGAGACAGGCGUCGGGCGACCGACUGGCCAAGUUAAAUCAGAUGUUCUGCGUGCCCACGUGCGUCUAUUUCGGAUUUCUCGACUUCCUGGACGAGGCUGAUCUGGCCGUGACCCCGGUGGACCCUCUCUUUCAACCCCAAACUGGCGUCGCCAACGACGUCGAGGUCUUCAACGCGGGAAAAUCGGUGCUGUUCGCCGUCGAUCAUGAAACCGUGACGGAUCGCACCGUCAAGAUGAUCCUGAAGAUCACCGCGAAGAAACAGAUGCCGGACAACAUCAAACCUGACAUCCUGGUGGGUGUCGGCGAGCUGGACCUGUCGGGUCAGUACGCGGCUCUGAGGCUAGAGAUGCUGCAGGACUGGCGGAAGGGCAUCGCCACGUCGAAGGUGUACGACGGCCAGGUGCCGUUGAUUCACAACGACAGCUUGUCGGGCAGCCUGGACAUCUUCGUCAGGAUGUCCGGCUUCGGUCAGACGAUCCUUACCGGGUUCGACGCACCAGUUGGACUGGAUCCCUCGACGUUCGUCUUCGGCUCCGGAGAGCUCGAUCAGGUUUUGUCGUACAGGUGUCGCAAAAUAGAUUCUCGGGUCAUCGACCUCUUCCGGGAUUCCAGCGAGGAACUUCCGGGUUCGACGGCUUGUCCCGUUUGCAUACCGGAAAGGUAUACUUGUGUACCUUGUGGAAAACUGGGGGCUGCCGAAGAAAGAAACAAAGGAGACGAUGGAUUGACAGAGAGGAAGGAUAUGACGUCGAGAAGCCUCGUUCGAUCCAAGUUUUGCGGAAAGCCGGUGGUCCUCAAGGUGUCCGGUCUCUUUGACAAUGGCGAUGACGUCACUGGGAAGAAACCAACUGUGAUAGUUGCUGACGAGUCCGCGGCGACGAGACCAGGCGAAUCCGCCGAUCCUGACCACGAUAUUUUUGUUCUAAGAAUCGGCAAGAAGGGCCUCGUCGGUGUCGGCGAGAAAUCUGACAUACAGCUGGAGAUGAAAACCCCGAAGGGCUUGGAAAGAAGGGCCCCGAUCAGAUACGAGACCAGGGAUAUGCAGACGGAAGGACGCGAAGAAGAGCUGCUGAAGCAGCCGAUCAAAAAGAAGAAGAAGAAGAAAAAGGCAAAGUGAAGCCUCUUCAAGGUCGAACAUUGAGUUCUAAUAAAUUUUGAAUUUAUUUGAAAUUUUUUUUAUUAUUGUCAU